Messenger RNA from Beta vulgaris subsp. vulgaris (sugar beet), 1288 nucleotides. RefSeq lists its product as hypothetical. The record is from RefSeq and is a predicted model, not a curated record. Lineage: Eukaryota; Viridiplantae; Streptophyta; Magnoliopsida; Caryophyllales; Amaranthaceae. Bases 258 to 959 code for a protein of 233 amino acids. Gene Ontology annotation, molecular function: protein binding. The transcript has 2 exons.
CACUAAACUAAAGGUGUCAACAAAAAAAUUUAAAGAAAAUAAAAAUUAAAAAAGGAAAUUAAUAAAUAUCGUAGUUGUAGUAGUAGUAGUAUUAAAUGUGGGCCACCCUAAAUCCACCUUUAUAUUUGCCCUCUUAGAUUCUUCCUUACAGUUCUUUGCCUGCCCUUCUCCCUUCCUAUUUAAGGACCAAAACAUUUACACUCCCCCACUUGAUCUUUCACCAACACACCCAGAUUAGAGCUCAAGUGAGAGAAACUAUGGUAUCAUUUCAAACAUCUUUCCUCCAAUUAAAUGAUCAAAGAAAACCUAUUUCAGAAACUGAUCAUGAUCAUACCAAUUUCAAGAAUAUGAAAAGGAAGUGGAAUGACACACAAGAUGAGGAGGUCAUUCUUCCUUACAAACAUUGGAAGAAUCCUAAAGCCACCUUUGCUACCAAAACUUUUUCCGAUAUCGAACUUCAUCUCGAGACUCCGUUGCCAUCCGAGUGGCAACGUUGCCUCGAUAUUCAGUCAGGGGAAAUCCACUUCUACAACACCAGAACACAAAAACGAACACUGAGAGAUCCAAGGGAAAGUUCAGAGCCAUCAAGUCCUAGGGAUUAUCACAUGAGUUUGGACCUUGAGCUUAACCUGCCUUGUGGUUCACUCAACCAUAAUAAUUACUCAAAAUCAACAUCAGAAAAGAACAUGACUACGAUGAAGAAGAAAUCCAGCAACUCACCACCACCACCAGCUUCUACUGAUCUUUUAAGAAAUUUGAGCACUGUUGGAAAGACAAACACCAUUGAUAUCGAGGCUACAGACGAGGCAGCAGAGAUGGUGGCGACCGCUUGCAAGCGGUGCCAUAUGCUGGUGAUGCUCUGCAAGUCUUCACCAACAUGUCCUAACUGCAAAUAUGUGCACCCACCAUGCCAGAGCCUUCUUGACCUGUUCAAGCCAAGACUUAGCCUCUCUUGCUAGUUUAUAUUAGUCAUACCAACAAAUGAACUAAUGAUCAUAAGCUUGAGUGUUAAUAGUUAUUUAGGUAAUAAUAACAAUAAUAAUAAUAGUAAUAAUAUUGUUAGUUAUGCUUCUUUCUUAAAAAAUACAGAUCAUUAGUAAGAAAUCAGGGUGAGUUUACUGCUUAGUUGGCUCCUUAAUCAUCACUCUUCAAACUGGUCAAAGUGUAGAAUUGCAAGGAAAGGUCAAGAAGAACCAAGUGUACAUAUGGGGGGGAGAUUUAAAAAAAAGUUUUGAGGAGCCAUCUCAAUCAAUCUUCAUAUAUUUAAUACUGUUCUUUUUUCUUCUUA